Kuraishia capsulata CBS 1993 is the source of this 1605-nucleotide messenger RNA. RefSeq lists its product as uncharacterized. NCBI's taxonomy places the organism in Eukaryota, Fungi, Ascomycota, Pichiomycetes, Pichiales, Pichiaceae. Gene Ontology annotation, molecular function: basic amino acid transmembrane transporter activity. Gene Ontology annotation, biological process: basic amino acid transport; transmembrane transport. Gene Ontology annotation, cellular component: fungal-type vacuole membrane. The coding region runs from base 1 to 1605 and encodes 534 amino acids. The record is from RefSeq and is a predicted model, not a curated record. The transcript has a single exon.
AUGACCCAGGAUAACCACCAAGAGGACGAACAGCCGACUGAGACCACACCGCUGGUGGCAGCAAAAUCCGUCGCAGUUUGGACCGUCGUGCCUGCUUUAUGGACUGGUUCCUUCAUGUGUGCCGUUGAUGGAACCAUUGUUUCGACCACGAUGGCGAGAAUUGCCUCUUCGAUGGAUGGUUCUGCACAUGUUUCGUGGAUAGCCACCUCGUAUCUGCUCACAAAUGCAGCCUUCCAGCCGCUAUAUGGAAAGGCCUCAGACAUUUUCGGUCGCCGCACCAUGCUAUGUUUUGCCCAGCUAACAUUUACUCUUGGUUGUCUCGCUUGCUGCCUUGCCACUUCAGUACCUCAAUUCUGCUUUGCACGUGCACUUGCGGGAGUAGGAGGGGGUGGACUCGCAGCCUUGUCGAGUAUCAUCGUCAGUGAUAUCGUACCUCUCCACAGUAGAGGUAUCUUCCAAGGAUAUGCCAAUUUGAUGUUUGGAGUCGGUCAAAUGCUCGGCGGACCAAUUGGAGGUCUCUGCGUUGAGACCAUUGGCUGGAGAUAUAUGUUUGGGCUCCAGGUUAUCCCAAUGGCCGUUGCGGCUCUACUCUGCGUCCGGAACGUACCUUACUUCUUUGACGAUCCAAAUAGAAGGCCAGGAUUCUCCCGGAAAAAUUUUGCUCGCGUGGAUCUGGCUGGAUCGGCUACACUUGCCGCUCUGGUUACUGCUUUGAUGCUUUUAUUCUCCGGAAAGGGCUCACUUGGUCUUCUUACAAUCUGCAUAUUGCUGGGGGCAUUGUUCGUAUUCAUCGAGUCGCGUGUUUCGGAACAGGUGGUUCCCAUGAGGUUUUUCCGGGGAACACUCAGGACAACUGCAUUGAUUGCGAUGUUUGGGUCUAUGACUAUUUAUGCGUGUUAUUUUGUAUUGCCUCUAUACCUCCAGCUGAUCCACGGAAUGACCCCUGCUCAAUCUGGAAACUUCAACGCAGUUGGCGUCAUUUCGCUAUCAUUAGGAUCCCUUCUUGGAGGUGCGCUUCUCAGAACAGAUCCCUCCAAGGCCCAUGCAGUUAUUAUACGAGCAAAUAUCGUUUCGAUGCUCUCUACAGCCCUAUUGAUUUUUGGAUCGGCAAUCAAUUUGAUAGCAAUUUCAGGAUUUGCACCUACCAUUGAGCCCCGAGUCAACUGGGCUGUACUGGGAGUGCUCGGAGUUGGAUACUCUGUUACUGGACUUGGAUAUGGCGCCUUUUUAGUAUCCCUGUUGGUGACGGUAGUGGCCGUGGUCGGCUCCAAGGACCAGGCAGUAGCAACAGGAAUGAACUACGUUUUCCGCUCCAUUGGCUCCGUGAUGGGAGUUGGCAUGACUUUGAACGUUUAUACAGCUUUAUUGACCACCAGUUUGACAAGCUACUUUGCUGAUGUUGAAGGCGGCAAGCUUCUUCUGCAAAAACUGCUGGCUGAUGCGACAUUCGUUCGGAAUCUUGACAUGCACUAUAGACCAGACGUGCUGGCCAUUUUUGAUCAUAGUUUGAAGAUGUCGCAAGGACUUGUGGUGUUAUUUGCGAUCAUUGCAUGUGUGUUUGGAAUUUCCCUGGGGCUGAUGAAGCGGCAUAAGGUACAAUCUUGA